AUGGGUGGCACUGGUGUCGGGAAAAGCACAUUUAUAAACGUUCUUGCAGCGUCCAGCGAUGGCCGUGAAAAGGCCAGAGUUGGUCAUACGUUGAUGUCAUGCACCGCUGACGUCCAAAUAUUCCCAUGUACCCUCCAAGGAAGGAGGUUCAACCUCAUCGACACGCCUGGAUUCGACGACCCACGCAUGUCCGAUGUAGAGAUCCUGUCCAGGCUCGUCGACUACUUCCGAACUCGCCCGAUCCACGGCGUCAUCUUUCUGCACCGGAUCACGGACAUACGCUUGUCCGGCUCGGCCAUCCGGACGGCGCAGCUCAUCAAGCACAUCUGCGGAGCGGAGUUCUUCGAGCGCGUGGCGCUGGUGACCGGCAUGUGGGACGUGGUGCGCGACAAGGACCGGGAAGCGGCCCACCGACGCCUGACCGAACUGAGGAACCACGACUCUUUCUGGAGGCCGUUCGUAACGGGCCGGGCAAGAAGCCACUCCUUCAGCCGUCGGCACCGGUCGACGGCAGAGAAGGUGAUCAAAUCCUUCUUCGAUCAGCAGCGAAAGCCAGGCUAUCGCGUUCAACCCCUGGCCGUCGUGAGUCAGAUCAAAGCACUUGGUACUCUCGCGAAGACCGACGCGGGUCUGUACCUGCUGCGACAGCACUCUCGCGAGAACAACAGUGAUAGCAGGUGGAGUGUGCAGAAGCGUUGA
Cyphellophora europaea CBS 101466 is the source of this 699-nucleotide messenger RNA. RefSeq lists its product as uncharacterized. The record is from RefSeq and is a predicted model, not a curated record. The coding region runs from base 1 to 699 and encodes 232 amino acids. Gene Ontology annotation, molecular function: GTP binding. The transcript has a single exon. NCBI's taxonomy places the organism in Eukaryota, Fungi, Ascomycota, Eurotiomycetes, Chaetothyriales, Cyphellophoraceae.